This is a messenger RNA of Aethina tumida (small hive beetle), 635 nucleotides long. RefSeq lists its product as uncharacterized. NCBI's taxonomy places the organism in Eukaryota, Metazoa, Arthropoda, Insecta, Coleoptera, Nitidulidae. The transcript has 2 exons. The record is from RefSeq and is a predicted model, not a curated record. The coding region runs from base 143 to 484 and encodes 113 amino acids.
AAUAUUCUUCAUUCCAUUAUACAUAUCAACCCCCUUUUGUCCGCAAAACAGCAACAGGGUUGCCGGUAAUGGAUAUGGAUUCAAAAGAAGGCAAGCUUUCACCAACAAGAAUACAGUACAGUCGCUACCACAAACUUGUUCAAUGCAAUCAUUUGCGGUUGUACAAGUGCUCACUGAUGUAGUUGUUGGUGUACUACAGGUUGUAGUAGUUGUGUUUGGUGUAGUAGUGGUUUUAGGCGUAGUAGUAGUUGUUGUUGGUGUACUACAGGUUGUAGUAGUUGUGUUUGGUGUAGUGGUGGUUGUAGGCGUAGUAGUAGUUGUUGUUGGUGUGGUAGUCGUGGAAGAAGUACAAGUUGUAGUAGUUCUUGUAGUAGUAGUAGUUUUUGGUGUAGUGGUGCUUGUUGUUGGAGUGGAAGAACAAGUUGUUGUAGUUACCGUAGGACUACAGGUUGUUGGCACUUGCGACAUUCCUCCAGUAGUAUAGGUUAUUAUCAAUAAAAAUUCAAAUAAAAUGGUCCUUGUCUAAUAAAAUAUCAUGCUGUAUUAUUACACUCAAAUAAUCUAUAAACUUUUAUUGACAAAUUAAAUAUACUUACAAUGGUCAUGUUGGAUAAUGGUUUCAGUAAGCUACUGGU